Truncatella angustata is the source of this 1951-nucleotide messenger RNA. RefSeq lists its product as uncharacterized. Bases 305 to 1774 code for a protein of 489 amino acids. The record is from RefSeq and is a predicted model, not a curated record. The transcript has a single exon. Gene Ontology annotation, molecular function: oxidoreductase activity. Lineage: Eukaryota; Fungi; Ascomycota; Sordariomycetes; Amphisphaeriales; Sporocadaceae.
CGGAAUAUGACGUCCAGUUGAUAAGAGCACUUGCUUCCUCGGUAUCAUUCGCAAUGGUGUAUCGAUAUGACCAGCUUACUUAUUGGAAGGACAGCUGAUCAACUCGGAAAAGCCCGCGGGACUGUCGAGCGGAAUGGCUCGGCUCAAAUCAUGGGUCUUGUUUUAGGACUCACGAUAAUCAUAUCAGAUAGUAAAGAUAACUUCACCACGGAGAGACCACUCAUAUCACCACUAUAUCUAUUAUUACUUUCAGUUUGACAACUUUAUAAAGCCAGUUUCGGCAUUAUUCUGACAGGAUAGCGCAAUGGCAUCACAAGUCAUCCGCAUGAAUGAGUUACCUUGGGGGGCGUCAGGUCAAGGCCAAAUGCCAGCCUUAGUCCACCCAGAUGAGCUCCGCACGGCGUUUGCAUUAGCAAUGUCGCAGAUGUACAGAAAAGAGGUCCCUUUAUAUGGUGAUCUUAUUCGAAUUGUACAAGGCGUAAAUCAGAGAGUUCUCGAAAAUGGCUCUGCUGGCCCGACGACAACAGACAGUCUGGAGCGGUUGACACUUGAGAGACAUGGUGCGAUCCGCCUGGGGAAGCCAACCGAGCUCCGAACCGUCGGACGCAUAUUCAAGGUAUUGGGCAUGCAAGCCGUGGGCUACUACGAUCUCUCGAUUGCUGGACUACCCAUGCACGCCACAUGCUUUCGACCUACGGAUGUAUCAUCUCUCGCGGCUAAUCCUUUCCGGGUCUUCACAACCCUACUCCGCCCAGAGCUGCUGCGAUCUGACAGAGCUCGUGAUCUUGCACUACGACUUCUGAAAAAGCGGCAAAUAUUUAGCGACGAACUACUGACUAUGCUGGACUUAGCCGAGCAACAAGAUCAUAGACUGAGCGCCGGACAGGCAGCGGUCUUUAUUCGAGAAGCUUUGACAACAUUUAGCUGGGCGCCCAUGGCCGAAGCAACUCAUGCAGAGUACCAAGUACUCAAGUCAGAACACCCUAUCCUUGCCGAUAUAGCUUGCUUCAGAACUGCUCAUAUCAACCACCUGACUCCCAGAACUCUGGAUAUCGGUUCCGCCCAGAGAGCGAUGUGUGAAGAGGGCAUGUCUGCAAAAGACCGGAUCGAAGGACCGCCCGUAAGAAAGUGUCCUAUUCUGUUGAGGCAAACGAGCUUUCUUGCUCUGGAGGAACCAAUCAUGUUCAAGUGCGGAACUCAGACGAGCGGAACUCUGAUAAAUGGUUCCCACAAGGCUCGCUUUGGAGAGAUCGAGGAGAGAGGCGCAGCUGUAACUCCAAAAGGUAGAAAACUUUACGACAAGCUACUUGAAGGGGCAAUGUCACAAGCACAAGGCGAAAGUCCUGCCUCAAUAGACCAACUCAUGAUCCAGUCGUUCGAAGCUUUUCCGGACUCCUGGUCGCAACUCCGUCAUGAGGGUCUUAUUUAUUGUAAAUACCAGUACGGAGGCAAACUGCUUCCAUCUUUCACGGUCGAAGAGCUUGAGUACACUGAUCUGGUAGAGCGAUUGGUGAGUGAGGGGGUUCUCGAGUGCGUCCCGAUCACGUACGAAGACUUCCUCCCUUUCUCAGCUGCAGGCAUUUUCCAAUCCAACCUUCAUGGCGCAACCCCGAGUGCAGACCAAGAUAGUCCGGCGGCAACACCAGAUAUUGAGGGCUUGGAGAAGGCUUUGGGCUCCUCGAUCAUUGACGCUGACCAACUUUAUGCUGAAAUACAAAGCAUGAGUUUAGAGUCAAGCUUAAUCCAACUGAGGUCGGUCAUAUUUACUCAGUAGUGGAAUGUCUAGGAUAUGAUGCAGUAGUAGGGAUAGUGUCGUUCAAUUGACUUGAUCCGAUUAAGAAAAACCUGACUAUCUAAGAUAUAUAGGGAGGACUAUUGUUGAUAUAUGACAGACUUAUAAUGAGUUGCACAUUGUUGUCCAUAGAGAGUUAUGAUAUGAUUCGCCACAUGA